Messenger RNA from Fraxinus pennsylvanica, 438 nucleotides. Lineage: Eukaryota; Viridiplantae; Streptophyta; Magnoliopsida; Lamiales; Oleaceae. The record is from the annotation of a GenBank genome assembly.
AUGCGGCCUUACGACGUUUUCAUCAGCCACCGCAGAAUUGACACAAAAAGGAGUGUCGCCGGGCUGCUGUAUAAUCACCUCAGCCGGCAGCUCCACCUCCGGCCAUUCUUGGACAGCAUGAACAUGAAGCCGGGGGACAAAAUUUUCGAAAAAAUUGACAUGGCAAUCAGUCAAUGCAAAAUUGGGAUUGCUGUGUUUUCUCCACGAUACUGUGAUUCUUACUUUUGUUUGCACGAAUUGGCUCUUAUGAUGGAGGGCCAAAAGAAGGUGAUACCUAUUUUUUGUGAUGUGAAACCUUCUGAACUUAGGGUUAAAGUUGAUGGGACUCGUCCGAUUAAGGAUUUGGACAGGUUUCAAAUGGCUCUUGACGAGGCAAAAUACACAGUUGGACUGACAUUUGAUACACUGACAGGGGGCGGAGCCAGCACUUCAAAUUAG